AUGUCAAGCUCAACAGGUAUAAAGAAGCACACCGAUUCACUACCCUCCAAUCUUGCCAAUCCGACCAUCCACAUUACUUCUCACGACCCAGCCACAGCCAAAGCAGUGGUACACUCAUCGAAAAAGAACCCAUGGACUUACUUUCGAGACGAUACAGUCGGGUUCAAUGUGGUCUACACAACUGGCAAAUUCCCCGUCUCGCUGAAUGAUGAGGUUGACAUCAAAGCACAUGAGCAGACGAUUGAGUCCGGAACUCUAGGCCUUGUUAAACCCGGCGGUACAGUCUGCCGCAUCGUCGACUUUGGACCGGGCAAUGCUCCGCUCAUGCACCGUACACAAAGCCUCGACUAUGGCAUCGUCCUAGAGGGUACGGUUGAGAUGCGUCUAGACGAUGAAUCAGUCACAAUCCUCAACAAAGGUGAUAUCGCAGUUCAGAGAGGAACGAUGCACGAAUGGAGCAAUCAUCACAAGAACGAAUGGGCCAGAAUGUUGUUUGUGCUGCAAGACAGUGAGCCCGUUAUUGUUGCAGGUCAAAGAUUGAAAGAGGAUUUGGGUGGAAGCCAUAGCGAUGUGCCACCAAGUAGAAAUGACCAAUGA
Messenger RNA from Exophiala aquamarina CBS 119918, 597 nucleotides. RefSeq lists its product as uncharacterized. The record is from RefSeq and is a predicted model, not a curated record. The transcript has a single exon. Lineage: Eukaryota; Fungi; Ascomycota; Eurotiomycetes; Chaetothyriales; Herpotrichiellaceae. Bases 1 to 597 code for a protein of 198 amino acids.